UAAGACGAGAAGUCUCUCUCCCUCUCUCAGGUAAAACGCGCAGUUCAUAUACAGUGUGGUUAGUAGUAGCUUAUCGGGGGAUAAGUCAAUACUGUGGAGGGGUACACAUCACAACAGCAUUUAUUAACCUGUAUCAGACAGUACAAGGUUCUUGUGCCGUAUGAAUUUUAUAUUACCCCCAAUUCACAAUCACGCCCUUCGAAUACGUGUGCUUUUUUAUUUACUUCCUCGCGUUAGGGGUGGUGUAUUGUGAGUGUUUUCCUACGAAGAUAUUUUCGAUAAGUGGAAUGGAAUAUUUCAUUAAGGAUGAAUUCUAAAUGAUAGAAUUCAAAUGACUUUCCUUAUUUUUACAAGGAGCUAAUGAGUCGUCAAAAUGUCAACAAUCAAGACAACAACUUUAACAAUAGUACCAGCAACAGAAAGAACGAAUGCAGCCGCAACAUCGAGCACACCUUUGCCACAGACAACGCAGCAUGUUUCGUCGGCGACCAGUAACACAACACGUGUACACAGUGGCGGCCUGCCGGAAGACGAUCUGGAGAUUAUCAUUAUCGUCAUUUGUCUCAUUGCCCUCAUCGCUCUCAUCUUACUGAUUUAUGUAACUUUCAAGAAAUUCAGAAACUCCAAGUUAUGUCUACGAUUAACACAAUUUACCCGUGUAAGAACAACGUCUAGCAGCCACCAUCCACUAGAUCCAGAUGACGUGGAGGAGGAUCUUCCGCCGCCAAGAACUGAGCGGGAGCUGUUUUCUAUCGGUGACCAUGACGACAUCGACACGCGCCUGGGGGGUGCCGCUCCCAGCGACGAUUACUUUUUCGACGAAAUUUAUGAAAAGUCUGCAUUUGUGGACGAAACUACACAUUCUUCAAUAAAAGACUUGAAACUUGAAUCAGAGAGAGACAAUGUGCCGGACUUGUUAUUUAGGUCACCUCGAUAAAGAACCAUACGUUUGGGAUUUAUAAAAAUGCCAAAAUUGUACAAAAAUUACACAUUCUUCAAUAUGUAUACAUGUAUGUCACUUUGAUAUUUCAAAUAUACAAUACUUUUUUACGCAACCAUAUGGUUUCAUGUUGU
Molecule: messenger RNA, 1074 nt
Organism: Magallana angulata
Lineage: Eukaryota; Metazoa; Mollusca; Bivalvia; Ostreida; Ostreidae
Exons: 3
Coding region: 374-937 (187 amino acids)
Source: RefSeq, a predicted model, not a curated record